AUGACGCGUCUCGAAAGUAUGGCAGUCUCCGUCACAUGUCAUCGCCAACUUUCGUCCGGUGGCUACGAAUAUGGUUCCCAUGCGGGAAAUAACCAUAAUAGUAGUAGCCACCCGCUACACCUAGCUGCAUCGACCCUUGCAGCAUCUCCACUCUGUUCCACCAUGGAGCAUGCUCCGUCAUCAUCCCUGGCUGUGCCAUCUCUUGAUCUUCCAUCUGAAGCUGCUGUCGACAACUCUCAUUCUUGCCACUCCUUUGACCUCGCCGGAGGCGUAUACAUACUGUCUGCGACAUCCGACGGCACAAGUACCGCUACAAGCUUUGCAAAAGGCGGCAUGGUCGAAACUUUUACAGCUUCAUCCGACAAGCUGCGGACGCCCAAACGCAAACGCACUGCGUCCCCUCCUUCGACAAAGUCUCCUGGCGAGACUCGUCCUACCUCUCGGAGCGCCCGACGCUCUCCAGGCAACAGCCGUCAAAGCUCGCUUCACUCCCAUCGUCGCACUGGUACCACCGCAUCCCUCACAUCUGUGCCAGACACACCUGUCCGCCGAGAGAACCUCUUAGCCCUACACCGAGAAUCAUGUCGACUAUUCCAAGACAGCGGCAAUACAACCAACCACCGACGAUCUCAUUCACCCCCAGGGACACCUCCACGCCCGCCACGAACCUACUCUGAUAUCAGUACCCCUCCAGUAACACCAAUCCUCGAACGACCAUACUCAACCUUCUACCCCUCCCUAUCCAGCAGUCCCAACAACAGCAACGUCCCCGCCGAACAUAUCGAAAUCACCACCUCAACACAGCCCGAGCCCACCAUCAUCGAAUGGACAUCCCCCUCCACACGCCGCCGUGAAUACGAAGAGAUCGACCGCGCCACCAGCGGCAUCCGCGGGCUCUGGCGCCGCAUCGCACCCCGGUGGUGCCAGUUCGGCAACAACAGCCGUGUCCCCUUCUUCGAGGAAGGGAAGAAUGGCAAAGCUAACUACGAAGGGAGCGUCCGCAGGUUUCGGAUGGAUCUCCCUGACGACGAGCCUGUCCAAACGCAGAACCAACGCGGGCUCAAGCUGAAGCCGAAGCUUGUUGUGCAUGCGAUUGGAGGGCGCAGAAGUAAGACGACGAGCUGGUUAUGA
Molecule: messenger RNA, 1131 nt
Organism: Aspergillus calidoustus
Lineage: Eukaryota; Fungi; Ascomycota; Eurotiomycetes; Eurotiales; Aspergillaceae
Source: the annotation of a GenBank genome assembly